Molecule: messenger RNA, 1050 nt
Organism: Macadamia integrifolia
Lineage: Eukaryota; Viridiplantae; Streptophyta; Magnoliopsida; Proteales; Proteaceae
Product: probable LRR receptor-like serine/threonine-protein kinase At3g47570
Exons: 1
Coding region: 1-1050 (349 amino acids)
Biological process (GO): protein phosphorylation
Molecular function (GO): protein binding; protein tyrosine kinase activity; ATP binding
Source: RefSeq, a predicted model, not a curated record
AUGGACGGUUCCCUACCAACUGAAAUCGGUAACUUGAAGAGUCUUUCUCUAUUAGAUAUCUCCAAUAACAAUCCGUCUGGAGAAAUCCCCUCCUCCAUCAGUGACUGUAACAGCUUGGAACAUCUUAAUAUGGGGCUUAACUUGCUUGAAGGAACCAUUCCUCAAUCUUUUACUCUUUUGAAGGGGCUUCAAGAUUUAGAUCUUUCACUCAACAACUUAUCAGGACAAAUCCCAAAAGAUCUAAAGAAACUUUCAGCAUUGAAGAGUUUGAAUUUACCCUUCAAUAAUCUUGAGCCGGAGGUACCAACAAAAGGAAUCUUUGGAAAUACAAAUGUAAUUUUUGUGAAUGAAAAUGAUAAGCUUUGUGGGGGAAUGGCAAAGUUACAACUUCCAACAUGCACAAACUGUGGACCUAUGAAACAAGAAAAGUCCAAUGCUUUUAGAAUUGUUUUGGAAAUAAUCAGUGUGGUUCUUGGUUUACUUCUGAUAUCUUCCUUUAUUACUCUUUAUUGGAUAAGCAAAUCAAAAAGUAAACCUCCAUCUACACCAUUAAUAGGUGACAAGCUCUUAAAGCUUUCUUACAAAGAGCUCUUCCAAGCUACUGGAGGAUUUUCUUCAAAUAAUUUCAUAGGUUUCAGAAGUUUUGGCUCUGUAUACAAAGGGAUUAUCGACCAAGAUUUCAAAGCCCUUGUUUAUGAGUUCAUGCCCAAUGGGAGUCUAGAUGAUUGGUUGCAUUUGCCGAUGGAGACACAUGGUCAUUCAGGGAAUUUAAGCCUUCUUCAAAGACUUAACAUCGCAAUUGACGUGGCUUCUGCAUUGGAUUACCUUCAUUACCAUUGUUGUACGACAAUUGUUCAUUGUGACUUGAAGCCAAGCAAUAUUCUACUUGAUAGUGAUAUGACUGCACAUGUCAGUGAUUUUGGUUUGGCGAGGCUACUUUUAGAAACUGAUGACAAUUCAUCUCGAACUCAACCUAGCACCAUUGGGACAAAAGGAUCUAUUGGCUAUGUUGCUCUAGGUAAAAAAAAUAAGCUGAAAACUUUAUUUUGA